Molecule: messenger RNA, 2202 nt
Organism: Coffea arabica (coffee)
Lineage: Eukaryota; Viridiplantae; Streptophyta; Magnoliopsida; Gentianales; Rubiaceae
Source: RefSeq, a predicted model, not a curated record
AUGAGAUGGAACAAAAAGUUAAAGGGUAAUGCCAAGAAGGACAUUGAGGUACUAAAGCAGAAAAUCACAGAUAGCAGGCAUGCAAGGGGGCCUAAUGCAAAAGAGGAAACCAAUUAUCUGCUAAAAAAGCUUGCUGAUGCCUAUAGAAAAGAGGAAGUCUUCUGGGGACAAAAAGCUAGAUUGAGCCAAGUUGAUGUAAUCCUUGAAGGAAUUCCUCAAACAAUUACCACUCAGAUGAACAUGAGGUUAACAAGACCUAUUACAGAAUGGGAGGUCAGGAAGGCAGUGUUCUCAUUGCAUCCAAACAAGGCACCAUGGCCAGAUGUGCAAUGUCAAAAACUAUUUGGACUGCGAAUAGCAAAGGAGUGCCCUGCAAUUUCUCAUCUGUUUUUCGCAGAUGACACUCUUAUUUUCUACAGGGCAACAAAGGAGGAGGCACAACAGGUAAUGCAGAUUUUAAAAAUAUAUGAAAAUGCAUCUGGUCAAAUGAUCAAUGCUGAUAAAUCAUCUGUGCUUUUUGAAAAAAAUAUGCAAAAGGAUAAAAAGGAAGAGGUGAUAGAGGUGCUAGAAGGCAUGAAGCAAAUACAACAGAGUAGGUAUUUGGGCCUACCGGUGGUAAUAGGAAGGACAAAAAAACAGGUGUUCAGCUAUAUAAAGGAGAGAGUGGUGCAUAGGUUGAAGGGGUGGAAGGAAAAACUGUUGAGUCAAGCUGGUAAGGAAGUAAUGCUGAAAUCUGUCAUACUAGCAAUGCCUACAUAUGCAAAGGGAUGUAUUAGACUGUCAAAAGGAGUCUGUGUUGAUAUAUGUAAAGAGAUGGCAAAGUUCUGGUGGGGUGGAAAUGACAAAGAUAGGCAGAUUCACUGGUUAGGAUCGGAGAGACUCACAGAUGUUAAAGGAAAUGGAGGAUUGGGUUUUAGAGAUCUAAUGGAAUUCAAUACUGCAAUGCUGGCAAGACAAUUAUGGAGGAUUUUAACUAGGCCAAAUCUGAUGAUGAGUAGGAUACUGAAGGGAAGGUAUUUUAAGGGGGAGUCAAUCUGGAAGAUGAAAAUUCAUGAGAGUGACUCUUGGAUGUGGAAGAGUGUGCUCAGUGCAUGUGAGUUGCUGGAAAGGGAAGCAAAAAAAAGAGUGGGAGAUGGGUGUACAAUUGAUGUAUGGGCAGAUAGGUGGCUACCUGAUAGAGGAAAAGGGGUGGUUACUACAGUAAAGCCUCCUGGUUGCUCUAUACGAAAAGCAAAUGAGCUUAUUCAGAAUGGGGAAUGGAGAAUGGAGCUCAUGAGGAUCUUGCCAGUGAAUGAAGUAAUAAAGAGUAGAACUGGGAAAGGGGAGGACAAGUGCUUAUGUUAUGGAGAGGGAACUGAAACACUAGAGCAUAUGUUAUUUUUCUGUCAGCAGGCAACAAUGAUAUGGAAGGAUGCACCUGUGAGAUGGGAUGGAAUGGAACAUUUUAGGCCCAAUUUCUGGUUAUGGUGGAACAGCCUAAUGGAUGCUCAGCAGAGAAAGGAUAGAAGAGAGCAUAUAGUGUUGACAGUAAAUAUUCUGUGGCAGGUAUGGAAGGCAAGAAAUAAAGUUCAAUUUAAUAGAGAGAAAAAAUGUCCUAGGAUGAUAAUUAACCAAGCGGUGCAAGAGUGGCAAGAGUAUGAGUUGGCCAAUCAGAAAAUAAGAGGGGCUGAACAAGAAACAGGUCCACAAAGUCAAGACAGAUGGACACCGCCAAUAGGAGGAGUUGUAAUGCUCAAUACGGAUGCAGCAACUGAUAUAAAGCAUAGGAAAGCUAGCUGGGGUUUCAUAGCUAGGAGGGGAGAUGGUGAUAUUGUUGGAGCUUGGGCUGGUAUUGAAAAAAGAUGUAGUGAUCCUGUUGUGGAAGAAGCUUGUGCCAUUAGGAAAGCUUUAACGGUGGCAUUGCAGGAAGGAUGGGUGAAUAUUGAAGUACAAUCUAAUUGCAAGAUAGUAGUAAGCAAGAUCCUAGAUGAAGACAUAAGGGAUGCAAAGAUUGGAACGCUAGUUGAAGACAUAAAGCUGUUAAAAAACAACUUCAGAAAUUGCAGCUUUUCCUUCAUUAGACGAGAAGGAAAUGUGGCCAGUCAUAGUUUGGCAAGGUUUGCCUUGAACUUAGUAGAGGAUGUCUACUGGAAGGUUUCCUUCCCUCUCUGGUUAAUUAGAUUAGCUAGGGAAGAUUUAGGAGCAGUUGCUCCAGUUUUGUAA